AUGGGUACUUUGCUUUCUAGUUUUACCUCAUAAAAACCAAAAAAGGAAUAAUAAUGCAUUCUCUAAUCUAAUUCAAAGGAAUAAAAAUAAAAUUAGUAACCUUCUUUAAGUUUUAAAUCAACUUAAUCGCAUGGAGAAUAAACAUCUUAACAUGAGGAGUUCUCAUUUAAUGAAAUAUAAAAAAAGGGAUAAACAUCGAAGAUCACAAAAAAAGGUGAUAUUAAUGAAAACUAAUAACAAUUACUAGAAUCGAUAAGGAUAGAUUAAACCGGUAAGUUAACAAGGCAAAUAAAUGAUUUUAAGUAAAAUAAAGUUUGUUAUGAAUGCAAUGAAUUAAUUGAAGAUACCCUUAUAUAAAUAGUUUGCGACCAUAUUUUUCAUUAGCAUUGUUUUAUAUAAAAUAUUGAAAAAUAACUAUAACAAAAGGAAAAAUUCAUAAUUAAGUGCAAAUGUGGUACUAAAUUGAACUCCAACAUCUUAAGAUAAAUAGUAGAUGAUGAAAUUAAAUCCAAAAUUCUUUAUCAAAUAUUUUCACUUUAAGUAUAAAAAUUAAUUUAGUCAUCCAAUAUUAGAAAGCUUUGUGAUGUCUAAUAGAUUUAACAGUUAAUAGAAUAAAAUACAUCCAAAGAAGACUAUGAUUUUCAAUAUGCAGAAAAAAAAUAAAAACUGUAAAAAAGGAUUACUGAAUUCGUAAUAGAUCAAAGUGGGAUUUUACACAUUAGUUAGCAACAACUAUUUAUUGUCAGUAUUUGUUUAUAUUGCGGCAAAGAGUUAUAAUAAGAUUUGCUAAAAUUUAAUUGCGGGCAUGUAUAUCAUUAAGAUUGCUUUAUUAAUUGGUUAUAAUAUCAAAUUUUAGAUAGAAAAAACACUAUAAUUAAGUGUAGAUGCGGAACUAAAAUAAAUACUAAUAUUAUUAGAAGGAUACCUGAAAGUGAAAUUAGAUUGAAAUUGCUGAACUAUUUGUUUUCAGUACAAUUAUCAAAAAUAUUACCAAAUUUAAGGAAAAUUGAAGAUUUUGAUUAAAUAUGGGAUCUUUAUUAUCAAAAUUAGUAUCAAGUAGAUCAAGAUUACAAUAGCUCAUCAGGGUUUUUAUACUUCAGUAAUUAUUCAACACCAGGAGGAGAUUGA
Molecule: messenger RNA, 1128 nt
Organism: Paramecium octaurelia
Lineage: Eukaryota; Ciliophora; Oligohymenophorea; Peniculida; Parameciidae
Source: the annotation of a GenBank genome assembly